This is a messenger RNA of Aedes aegypti (yellow fever mosquito), 1941 nucleotides long. RefSeq lists its product as uncharacterized. The transcript has a single exon. NCBI's taxonomy places the organism in Eukaryota, Metazoa, Arthropoda, Insecta, Diptera, Culicidae. Bases 96 to 1838 code for a protein of 580 amino acids. The record is from RefSeq and is a predicted model, not a curated record.
AAUUUCAUAAACAGUAUCGCCAUAAAUGUGUAUCAUGUAUCUAGAAGAAGAUUACAAACGAUUAGAUAAACGUGUGUUCAACAACCUUCUUAGUUAUGAAUUCAGUCAAUCGUUACGUCUUGUGUAUUGCAUUGAUUGCGUUGUUCGUCGCAUCUUUCACUACAGCUGAGGAAAACUGUGAAAUUUCCGCAAACGAAUUGGGCAAAAUCGAGCAAACGUUAACUCAUAUCAAUCAACCAAUUUACACCGGAGAUGACGAGUCGGAAGUAAGUGAUAGUGAUCAGUGUGCUCAAAUGCUGAGGGGUAUCCACUUUCAACUUCGUCGCCUGACCCAGAAAUACAAACUAAUGAACAAAGGCUACGUGAAAGCAGAAGAAUUUGCGAAAAUGGCUAGAGAUUACGAAGAUCAAUUAUCCGUGCUUAAAAAUGAUUUGGAACAGUUGAAAAUUGGCGCUGAUAGCAGUGCGAAACAGAAGAUGCAAGAGCUCAAGAAAGAUAUUGCAACACUUGAGCAGAACGUUAACACGCUGCACAAGGAUCUUGAAGGGAUAACUGACGAGCUCGGGAAAGUGAGGAUGGAUCUCUGUUUGACGUAUAUGGAAUCGAAUCAGCUCAGCAAUGCGCAGGAUAAAGUGAAAACUCUUGCUCCCAAGUAUUUGAUGGAACUUGUGGAACAGUUUUUGAAUAAAAGUGAGAAAAAUUGGCUACCGGUGGUUGAUUUAUCUGUAGCAAUUCCUGAUCUGGAUGAUCGAGGCCAGGUAUACAAGACUGUUCACGAGUUUCUCAAAACAAAGAACCGAGAUGGAGGCGAAGAUUCCAUAUUGUUGGAAGCAGAAGUUUUAAAAAUGAAUGCCACCUUCCAUCCGGGAUCGAAAAUUACUGAAGAUAGGAAGAAGGAAAUUCAAGAUUUGCUGGAAAAGCUGAGUUUGACAUCGACGAAGAUAUUCGAUCAGUGGACGCAAGAUUUGGCCAAGUUGGAAAAUUCUGCUGUUUAUAAGAAUUCAAUAGAUCGAAUGUUCCUAACGCAGAUGGAGAAAUUUGGAGAACGUGUUAUGGCCAAAGAUGAUUAUUACAGCUUACGAAAUUUUCUAAAACUACUUGUAGUUUCAACGAAUUACUACAAAAUUGCUGCAUAUAGGAAAUUGAUUCAGGAAAAAAUUGGACAUACAUUAGCUGUACUAAUGUUCGAUAUGAUGUCCAUGGAAAGAACAGAACUGCAAUACGAUCCACACGUUCCUGACGAAGUAGUGAGAAUGUAUGACGAAUCGAUUACCGCGCUUCCUGACAGUUUAAAGAAUAUUCGCUCGUGUCUGAAACUAGUGAAAAUCUACAACCAUGUUACCAAUCAAUGCAUUCUAGCAACGAAUGAAGUAGAAGAUGUAAAUAAUUCAAAUCCAAAAUUCAAGUCAAAUGUUCUAGGACGACGUAAGCUAGUAAAAACUGCAUCAAACGAUUGCACGCCAUUUCGACUGGAACCAUCUGCCGACAAAGCUUCCAUAAGAAUUAUAACUCCCAAAGGAGAUGCACUGACAAACAUCAACUCUAUACAACCAGGCUUGAGUUGGUUUAACCGCGUGGGAGCUCCUUACACCAAUAAUCACAAUAUGAAGCUGGAUUAUAGCGCGGAUUGGAUAUUGGACGCAAACUAUGCCAAUGAUUCGAUCAAGAUCGAGUCGGAGUUCAACGCCUAUCAAACGAUGAAAAGCGUUGACCAUCUGAUGGUUACUAAUGUUGGUAAAGUUCCACAUGUCGUUGUGGCACAAUAUGGCUUGAAAGGAAUGGAAUAUGCAGGAGCGGGCAUGAAAGAUGCGGAAUGGAAAUUUAAGUGUGACAAUUAAAAAUUUAUUACGAACGGGACAAAGCUGUUAUUUUUGUUAAUAAUUAAUUAAGCUUCAAUAUCCUAUUAUCAGAUUGAAUAAAAAACACCCGCUCAACUUUGAA